Plasmodium reichenowi is the source of this 2565-nucleotide messenger RNA. Its product is annotated as protein phosphatase PP2A regulatory subunit A, putative. Lineage: Eukaryota; Apicomplexa; Aconoidasida; Haemosporida; Plasmodiidae. Gene Ontology annotation, molecular function: protein phosphatase regulator activity. Bases 1 to 2565 code for a protein of 854 amino acids. Gene Ontology annotation, cellular component: protein phosphatase type 2A complex; cytoplasm. The transcript has a single exon. Gene Ontology annotation, biological process: protein dephosphorylation. The record is from RefSeq and is a predicted model, not a curated record.
AUGUCUCUUGUAAAUGCUCAAGAAAUAAUUGAUGGAAUGCAAUCCCCUGAUUGUAAGAUACGUCUGAGAUAUAUAAAAGAGUUAAGAGUUUUAUGUGAAAUAAUAGGAAAUGAAAGAACAAAGAAUGAAUUGAUUGAAUUUUUAUAUAAUCUUAUAGAAGAUGAUUCAGAAGCAUUAAUUGAGAUAUCAAAAAAUUUAAAAUUUUUGAUAAGUUUUAUUGGUAAUGUAAAUAAUUGUAAUUAUAUAUGUUAUUUGCUGUUAAAUUUUUUAAUAGCUUAUGAAAAAGAUAUACAUUUGAAUGCUUAUGAGGCUUUCAAAAUAUAUAUAAAUAAAUGUGACACAUUAACAUUAAGGGAGAUAAUUUAUCCAAAGAUAUUGGAACUAGCUAAAAACGAUGGAGAUAAUUAUCGUAUUGGAAUAUGUAAAAUAAUUCCAAUGAUUAUUGAAAAAAGUAUUAAGGAAGGUCAAUCAACAUUUGUCAAGACAUUCAUUUAUUUGUUUUUAGAAACAUGUCAAGAUGAAAGUAUAUUGGUAAAAAAAUCUUCUUGUGAUAAAUUUGGAGAGUUUAUAUUUAUAUUGAAACAAUAUAAGGAAAGGAUUGAUGAUUUUAUGAAUGUUUUAAAAAUGACAGAGGGAAAAAUGGACCCACAUUUUUGUAUACAGGAAAAAGGUAAUAAAGAUAUAGAGAGUGAGAUAUAUAAAAAUGUGGAUAUACAUGAUGAGGAACAGAAAAGCGAAGAUGAUAAAAAUUAUAAUAGACAAAUUAAUAUAGUAGUAAAUCAUAAAACAAAUGAUAAAGAACAAAAUCAAUUAGAGAUAGAAAGUAAUAAUAUCAUUAACAUUAUUCAGAAUAAGAAUUAUGAUAAAAUAUAUAAUCUUUCAAAAGAUGAAAAAUAUACUUUAAUAAAAGAAAAAGAAUUUAUAAAUAAAAUUUGGGAGAAAUCACAAGAAAUAUAUUACAAAUUUUUUUCUUCAAUAAAUGGUUUGGAUGAAGUACAAAUUAGUGCAGUUAGUAUAUUACAUGAAAUAUUAAAUAAUGAUAUAAAUUUUGUAAAAAACAUUAAAGAUUUAUUAACCAAUAUAUGUAAUGAUGAUAGUUGGAGAGUAAGAGCGGAACUCGCCAAAAAUAUUUAUAAUAUAUGGAAAAUAAUAAAGAAUGAAGAUUUCUCAUUAAUAAUAUUAUUAUUACUUAAAGAUUUAGAUAAUCAUGUACGUAGUAUAAUUUUAAAUAAUUUACAUAAAAUAUUAUUUUUAUGUUCAAAUAUGAAAAUGAAUAUAAUGGAAGAAAUAUUUGAUGAUUUAAAAAGAGAUAUAGAUAAUAACAAUAAUAACAAUAAUAAUAAUAAUAAUAAUUAUAAUAAUAAUAAUGUACAUUUAAGAAUAUCAUUAUGUGAAUUAUUAUGUUCAUUACCAGAUAUUCUAGAUAAAAAUCUUUUUAUUGAAUAUAUAUUACCUUUAUUUCUACUUUUUAUAAGAAUAGAAGAAACAAAUUUAAAAUCAGAUUUAUUUAUAUGUCUACAUAAAAUAUCUAGACUUAUAUCAUUUUUUGAUAUGAAACAAAUUAUUAUACCAUUAUGUAAUGAAAUUAUCAAAAAUAAAAAUUGGCGUUUAAGAUAUUCCAUGUAUUAUUGUUUGAAAUUUUUUGAUCAUUAUUUUUUUUUCCAAAAUAAAGAAAAUAUUGAAUCAAAAUUUUUAGAUUUCUGGAAUUAUAUAUAUAUAGGUUCUAAAGAUUUAGUAUAUUCCAUACGUAUGCAAGUAGUCGAAACAUUAGAAUUUUUAUUAAGAAAUAAAAACUUCUCUUUUUUUAAAACUGGUAUUACAUAUUUACUCAACAACCUAAAACAAUCAAAUAAUUAUAUAUUUAGAAUUACUUGUUUACAAUAUAUAUCCAAAUUAAUAAUAUAUUUUCCACUCGAAUAUAUACAACAUAAUAUUUUAUACAUAUUGGAUGAUUUAUGUAAAGACAAAAUUAGUAAUAUAAGAUUUAAUAUCAUAAAAACAAUUUAUUAUAUACAGACGUAUGUUCAGUAUGUUUUGUUAGUUAUUAAUAAUAAUAGUUAUGAUGAAAUAAUAAACAAAAUUACUAAUAUGAUCCAUGACAAAAAUCAAAAAAAUAUGGAAAAUAAAGAGAACAAAGAAAAUAUAACAAAUAAAGAGAAUAAGCACAAUCACACAUAUCCACAUUUAUCUAAGGAUCAAAAUGAAAACAUUUAUUAUAAGGAUAAUUACAAUAAUGAUAAUACACAAAAUAAUUAUGUUCCAUAUUUUCAUUCAUUAGAAAAUAAAUAUAACUUAAUCAAUAAUCAAAAUCAUGAUAACAACAAAUUUAUAAUUAACUCAUGUACUACUUCAUCUUUGUCUUUUUAUGAUAACAUGAAAAACACAGAUACAAAUAAAAAAAGCUGUGAAAUUAUACUUUAUUUUUUAGCGGAUAAAUUAAAUUAUUUAUCACAAGAUACUGACCAGGAUGUUGUGUUAGCAUCUACAUCAUUAAAAAAUGAAGAUUUCUCUAUUUGUGUGAAUGUUUUAAAUAUCUUCAACACGUUAUGUAAGCCAAUAAAAUAA